UUGGGUAUUUGGGGGAUAAUCUUGGUGCUGCUCGUCACAACAAUUUCCAGCAUUGAUCCUGCAAAACAGUUGCGAAGUCUCAGAUUCUCCAGGGAUGUUUACGAUAAAAUGAAGUUGGUGGAAGUGGGCCCGUACAUUUACCAGAUAUUAUUGGAAAGUCAUAAUGCAACCUUUCAUUCCAACAACACGGUGACGUUUCUACCGAAGCGCACGGUCCAGUUUGUAAGUGAUCCGGUGACCCUAAGAUAGAAAAUCAUUGCUCAGAAGAUACCUUAUUUGGGUCCCACGUCGGUGGCUUCUUCCUGCUCAAUGAUAACUGCCAUGGCUUUAAAGGUUUUGGCAAGCAAACUACAGUUGAAACCAAUCUUGGGUAUAACAGUGACUUACCUCAAAAUUAUUAGUUUUGAGAAAUUCGGGUUAUUAGAACACAUGUUUUAUGGAGGCCGUAAAGUGGUUAACAUGCACAAAAAAAGGAGAUCAGGGCAAUAUAACGCCUGCGGCUACAAUAAACCUUUGGCCGUCCUAUUUCCGCACUUCUUUAAUGCUAAUCUAUCACUAUUGAAGCCAUUCGAAGGUUUGGAUCCAAACGAAAAUAAACGUGGAACCGUAAUUGCUCUUUGUGUGCAACUGGGCAUUCCCACAGGUGUUAAACCUUGCCAUUCCAUCUAA
Messenger RNA from Glossina fuscipes, 669 nucleotides. RefSeq lists its product as uncharacterized. The record is from RefSeq and is a predicted model, not a curated record. NCBI's taxonomy places the organism in Eukaryota, Metazoa, Arthropoda, Insecta, Diptera, Glossinidae. Gene Ontology annotation, molecular function: scavenger receptor activity. Gene Ontology annotation, cellular component: cytoplasm; membrane.